This is a messenger RNA of Didymodactylos carnosus, 2202 nucleotides long. The record is from the annotation of a GenBank genome assembly. Lineage: Eukaryota; Metazoa; Rotifera; Eurotatoria; Philodinida; Philodinidae.
AUGUAUUUACGACCUGAACAUUCAUCAAAGUUUUAUAAAGUUAAAUCUCAUGGUCAAAACACUAUGCCUUUUAAGCCACUACUGACUUGGACAGGACAGACCGCUUCGUUUUACUAUGACAGCAUAACACAAAAACAAAUGACAUACAAAUUAGUUUGGUUGGAUCCGAAUGUAAGUCAGCAAAGUGGCCUUGAAGCACAAUUACGUGAAAUCAUUCAGCUGAUGGAAGUUUAUGAAACGGUAGAAGAAUGUGAAACAGCAAUUCGAAAGCUGCAAUCAUCGACCGAUGGAUCAAUUGUUUUAAUUAUUGCUAUAUCAAUGGCGCACUUCUUCAUACCUUUUGUUCAUGCUAUGCCGAAUCUGAGGAAAAUUUUCAUUUAUUCUUCGGACGGAACAGAUCGUGACGUUGAAGAUUUACUGAAGGUUUCAGAGAAGGUUAAACCCAUUAUUGACAAUGCCGAAGAGUUAGUACAAGCAAUUUCAGAUGAUUGGGAAGAGCUUGAGAAACCAGAUGAAGUCUUUUCAUACACUGUGUUCGGCGACCCCGACAGAACUCUGUCUCAUCAGAAUCCGAAUAUAAUCUGGUCUAGGCUUAUAAUUCAGUGUCUGUCACGUCUGAGCGAUCAGUCACGCAAACAAGACCUGAAGGAACUUGUGGAUUUAAUGCGAAGAGUGUACAGAACUAACGCUGUUCAACAGGAGAAAAUUGAUGAAUUUCAGCAGACGUACAGUGCAGCUGAUGCCUUGAAGUGGUAUACGAAAGAUUUUUGUUUAUAUCGAAUGCUAAAUAAAGCUUUACGGAGCGGACACGCCGAUAGUUUGUUCGCGUUUCGAAUCUUUAUAAAAGAUUUGUAUGUGCAGCUGCAGAUACUGCUGGAUGAUCAACGACAAAAUAAAGGUUCCCGAGUGUUGCGUACUUUUCGUGGACAAGCCAUGUCAAAAAACGAAAUCAUGCAUUUCCAAGAGCAAGAGAUUUUAUCAGUUAAUACAUUUUUCUCCACUACGCUUGAUCGACAGCAAGCAUUAGGUUUCAUAUUCGGCGGUGUUGCAGACACUCACCGGUUCCGAUCGGUGUUGUUAGAAAUUGACGCUGAUAAAUUUGUAGAUUCUUCGCCAUUUGCUGAUAUUUCCGCGGUAAGUCAAAUGCCGCAUGAACAGGAAGUUUUGUUUAUGCCUGGAACAAUAUUGCGUGUAACAUCGUUACAAUGUGACGCAGCUCUGGAUGCGCAUAUUAUAGGAUUAAAGCUGUGCAGCGACACGGCACUUGAAUUUAGCAAUACUUUGAAGUCACUACAACGAGAUCUGUUCAAAUCAACGACAGAAACAAAUCGUUCGACUUUUGCUGAGCUUCUGCUGCAACUAGGUGAAUACGACAAGGCCGAGAAAAUUUUCUUGGAAACUUUAAACGAACCAACAUUCAGUAGGGUGGAACACAUUAAACGUCUUAGUGGUGUUGCAAGGACAGCUCUUGCUAAAGGAAAUUUUGAUGAAGCAGCUCGGCACUCCGAAAGAAUACUGGAUAUUAUACUAGAGCAAGUCCCGGUAGACUAUACGGAUUUAGCUGCCGCUUGUACGGAUUUGUGUCAAGUGUAUCGUGAACAAGAAAAGUAUGAACUGGCAAUAGAAUUUGGAAAGUAUGCUGUUGAUAUUGGACGUACGGUGCCACUCAAGCAUCGAACGGCAAAGGCGUUCAGUCUCAUGAGUGACACACAUGAUGCACUAGGAUGUGCGUAUCUAGCCUCAAACGAGCAUUUUGACCUAGCUCUCUUCCAUUACCAUUUAGCAUUGAUUUGCGCUAAACAAGGCGGCCAUACUACCGCUUCUGUGUCAGUUGGAAUAAUUUAUCAAAAUAUCGCAGGAGUUCAUUUUAGAAAUAAAGAUUAUCGUGAAGCUAGAAAAUGGUUGAAUGAAAGUUUAGGUAUUUUCAGGCAAACGUUGCCACUGACACACCCGCGCAUCGGCGACAUAUGUUAUAAUCUUGCACUAGCUUAUUUAUUCUCCAGGAAAAGUAACAAAUUUGCAACGUAUGCAACAGAAGCAUAUACAAUAUACGAGAAUUCUCUGCCAAGUACACAUCCAUCCCGAAUCCGGGCAACUGAGCUAAUGAAAAUACUUAAAGACGUGAUUGGCAGGAACACAGGUGUUGCUCCAGAAGGAGUACUUCUAGUGUCCUCAACUUUCCUGCCGAGACGGCGAAAUUGA